CAGUAUCGGUGCUACGUUGAUUCACGGCGUUCCACAACAACACAGGAAGAGCGUGAGUCCGUCCGUUUAACAUCUGCUGGAGGACUUGGGUGAACAUGGCCUGAUGGUGUCAGCUCACUGGAUGCACUUUGUUUUUCUAUCUCCGACGCCAUGGUGUUGCUUUUAUGGCUGGAGAAUCUGAGCAGCGCUGUACUCUCACAACUCAACACUGUCACAUUAGCUUUGACAGUGUUCGUCAUUGUGUAUGUUUUGGUUAGUUUCUACCAGAAACGGCGGGAGUUCGCUAAUAUUCCUCCGGGUCCGAAGCCGUGGCCGGUGGUCGGUAACUUUGGCGGCUUUCUCGUCCCCGCUUUCAUCCGCAGGAGGUUCGGACAGCAGUCAGAGGACAACGGCGACAAAAACCCGCUGGUCGUCCUGACAGAGCUAGCUAACGUGUAUGGGAAUGUUUACAGCCUUUUCGUAGGAAGUCAGCUGGUCGUUGUGCUUAAUGGCUACGAAGUGGUCAGAGAUGCUCUGUCAAAUCAUCCCGAGGUGUUCUCCGACAGACCAGUCGUUCCCACCAUCACCAUCAUGACCAAACGCAAAGGAAUAGUCUUCGCACCUUAUGGGCCAGUGUGGAGAACGCAGCGCAAGUUUUGCCACACCACCCUCCGAGACUUCGGCCUGGGGAAGCUGAGCUUGGAGCCUUGCAUCCAGCAGGGCCUGGCUACCAUCAAAGCAGAGCUGCUGCGGCUGAAUGAGGAGUCUGGUGGCGCCGGUGUGGACCUGGCCCCACUGAUCAGCAACAGCGUGUCAAACGUCAUCUGCUCUCUGAUCCUGGGUCAGCGCUUCCAUCACGAGGACCAUGAGUUCCGCACCAUAGUGAGCCUGAUGGCGCGCGGGCUGGAGAUCUGCGUGAACAGCCCUGCGGUCCUCAUCAACAUCUUUCCACAGCUUUACCACCUGCCUUACGGUGUCUUUAAGGAGUUACGGCAGGUUGAAAGGGACAUCACAGUGUUUCUGAAGAGGAUUAUCGCAACGCAUCAAGAGACAUUAGAUCCUGAGAAACCAAGGGAUCUGACAGACAUGUACUUGAUGAAGAUGUUGGCCCAGCAAGCUGCUGGAAAGAAGGACAGCAGCUUUACAGAAGAUUAUCUCUUUUAUAUAAUAGGAGAUCUCUUCAUCGCUGGCACUGACACCACUACUAAUUCAGUUUUAUGGAUUCUGCUGUACGUGGUCUUACACCCUGAUAUUCAAGACAAAGUCCAGAAGGAGAUCGAUGAAGUGCUUGGCCCACAUCGGGCCCCGUCUUACCCUGAUAAGGGAAGUUUGCCAUUUACUGAAGCCACCAUCAUGGAGGUGCAGAGAUUGACUACAGUUGUUCCUCUGGCUAUCCCUCACAUGGCCUCCGCGACAGCAGAGUUCAGAGGCCACACCAUUCCCAAAGGGACCGUUGUUUUGCCCAAUCUGUGGUCUGUCCAUCGAGAUCCUACUGUGUGGGACGACCCAGACAGUUUCAACCCAACACGCUUCCUGGACAGUGAGGGAAAGCUGCUCAGGAAAGAGUGCUUUAUACCAUUUGGAAUAGGUCGCAGGGUGUGCAUGGGGGAACAGCUGGCGAAGAUGGAGCUGUUCCUGACUGUAACCAGCUUACUGCAGGCCUUCAAAUUCAGACUCCCAGAGGGAACGCCUCCUCCUCCCCUGCACGGACGAUUCGGCCUGACGCUGGCGCCCUUCCCCUACACUGUGUGUGUGAGCCUUCGAAGAUGAAGGGGAAGUGAAAAGACUUGGUUUGAACAGAUUUCCUAUUAACCAACCUUGUGAUGUCAAGGACCUUGCAAAAGGCAGAAGAUGUGAGACAUAUACAGUAUAUAUAUUAAAGAUACCUGCCGGAUAUCUUUUAAGUCAGUUUUAAAAUGCCAAUCGUGUUGCCUCAGUGGGCAUUACAACCUGUACAGUGAACGACAUCCUCUGUCCUUAGAUCCUCGAUUCAAGAGAGGAAAAACUCACCGGGAAAAAAAGAAAAACUUCAUUAUGCGUUGCGUGUACAGAACAGAAAAACAAAAAAUGCAAAUGAAGAAUGAUGACCUCACAUGACCUCUGCUCCAGUAUGCUGACCUGGAAGAGGACAAGACACAAGAUGCCUAAAAAUAUCAGAAAGUAUUCAGGUUUAGAUGUGAUUUUUUUUUUUUUAUCAUUUUGGUGUUGCAUGAUGCAAAUCACUGAUUUACAGAAACACAAAUAUCUGUCUAUAUAUUGCUCCUUAUAGUGGCAUUAGAGAAAGGGAGAUUUUAGUUUUCUGCCCAAGAGAUUGGUCAUUUAUUUCCUUACAGAUUAUUGGCAGCAUGUCAAUAAAAAAAAACUUCAGUUUUUUUUA
Molecule: messenger RNA, 2356 nt
Organism: Acanthopagrus latus (yellowfin seabream)
Lineage: Eukaryota; Metazoa; Chordata; Actinopteri; Spariformes; Sparidae
Gene: cyp2u1
Product: cytochrome P450 2U1
Exons: 5
Coding region: 151-1749 (532 amino acids)
Biological process (GO): xenobiotic metabolic process
Cellular component (GO): cytoplasm; intracellular membrane-bounded organelle
Molecular function (GO): iron ion binding; heme binding; oxidoreductase activity, acting on paired donors, with incorporation or reduction of molecular oxygen, reduced flavin or flavoprotein as one donor, and incorporation of one atom of oxygen
Source: RefSeq, a predicted model, not a curated record